UACCAUCCACAUUUUCAGAUGAACUUCGACACGAGGCUUCUUAGUGUUAUUGUAGAAAAAGUGUUAUUUACUUUGAUAAAGUUAACUGUCCUGUUAACAGUGUUGUUGACUUUUCCUGUGCGUAUGGGCUAUACAUUUACUGACUUUAGAAAAAUUAAGUUAUCUAGUCUUUCUUUGUUGUCAAAAUCUAUUUAAGAUUGGCAUUGCUAUCUAGCAGCGGAUUAUUGAGUCUUUAUAAGGCUAUUAAAACAAGGAAAAAGUAGAAGAGACAAGUGAAUUUUAUAAUUACUGUUGCUUUAAUAAUAACGUCAAAAUGAUGAUGGAUUAUUUUGUAACAAAUAAUUCUUUGGCACCUGCACCUAUGGGAAUACAAAGUACAGCAGGUGCCGUGCCAGUAAAAAAUGAUAAAGGAGAACUCUCUAUGAAAAAAGUGAAAGUGCAUCGUUACGUUUCUGGUAAACGUCCUGAUUAUGCCCCUGUGGCUAGUUCGGAAGAAGAGUCAGAAGAUGAAGAUUUUUUAGAUAAACGAGUUCAUAAAAGUUAUGACGAUAAUGAAACUAUUACCGAUAUCCCACAUUCAGCUCAAGUUGUAAAAAUAAGAGAUGAAGAUGAUCCACGCUUGAGGAGAUUAACACGAUUAGAGAGACAACGAGAUUCAACUACGGAAUCUCAUAUUGAAAGGCAAAGGCAUAUUCAUGAACCUGAAUUAAUUGAGGUAGAACCAGAAAGAUCACGUGAAAGGAUUAAGUUGGAAAGUUCAGAUUCUUCCGAAGAUGAAGAAUUAUCGGAUUCAGAAAUAGAACGAAGACGUGAAGCUUUGAAACAACGAGUAUUAUCAAAAAAGGAGACAGAAGAAGAAUUAUUACAUGGAGAAGAAGAUGAAAGAUCUGGUGAAAGCACGGAAGAAAGUUCAGAAUAUGAGGAGUAUACGGAUUCUGAAGAAGAAACAGGUCCAAGACUUAAACCAGUUUUUGUUAGAAAAAAGGACAGAAUUACAGUUAUGGAAAAAGAAAAGGAGGCAAUGAAACAAAAACAAGCAGAAAUAGAAGCUAAAAAACUAGCAGAAGAACGGAAAAGGCAAACUUUUCGUAUGGUGGAGGAAGCAAUUCGGAAAGAAACACAAGUUAGCAAAACUAACAAUGAUCAAGAGGGUAAGCUUGAAGAUGUUUGUACAGAUGAUGAAAAUGAUGAGGUUGAAUAUGAAGCUUGGAAAUUAAGAGAAUUAAAGAGAAUUAAACGAGACCGAGAAGAGAGGGAACAAAUUGAAAAGGAGAGAUUAGAAAUUGAACGAAUACGUAACAUGACUGAAGAAGAACGUAGACAAGAAGCUCGAUUAAAUCCAAAGGUUAUAACUAAUAAAGCAGCAAAGGGAAAAUAUAAAUUUUUACAAAAAUAUUAUCAUCGUGGUGCCUUCUAUUUGGACAAAGAUGACAACAUAUUUAAGAGAGACUUUUCUGGUGCUACUUUGGAAGAUCACUUUGAUAAGACAAUAUUACCAAAAGUUAUGCAAGUUAAAAACUUUGGUCGUAGUGGUAGAACUAAAUAUACUCAUUUGGUUGAUCAAGAUACUACUCAAUUUGACUCUCCCUGGAUAUCAGAAACUGCUCAAAAUCUUAAGUUUCAUAAUAAUCAAGCUGCUGGAAUGAAACAAGUUUUUGAACGACCAUCUUUGAAAAAAAGAAAAAAUGAAAAUUAAAUUUAAUACACAUAUCUAAGCAUUUAAAAGUUUUACUCUACAGAAAUAUAUAAUCACGUAUUAAAAUUUGUUAAUAAUAAGAUUUGGAUAUAAGAAUGUAUAUAUAAAUAAAAAGUAUAUCUAUUUUAA
Vespula pensylvanica (western yellowjacket) is the source of this 1825-nucleotide messenger RNA. RefSeq names its product microfibrillar-associated protein 1 (gene Mfap1). Gene Ontology annotation, biological process: mRNA splicing, via spliceosome. The transcript is spliced from 2 exons. Lineage: Eukaryota; Metazoa; Arthropoda; Insecta; Hymenoptera; Vespidae. The record is from RefSeq and is a predicted model, not a curated record. Gene Ontology annotation, molecular function: RNA binding. The coding region runs from base 314 to 1696 and encodes 460 amino acids. Gene Ontology annotation, cellular component: U2-type spliceosomal complex.